Messenger RNA from Pomacea canaliculata, 2859 nucleotides. RefSeq lists its product as uncharacterized. The transcript is spliced from 3 exons. The coding region runs from base 832 to 1347 and encodes 171 amino acids. The record is from RefSeq and is a predicted model, not a curated record. NCBI's taxonomy places the organism in Eukaryota, Metazoa, Mollusca, Gastropoda, Architaenioglossa, Ampullariidae.
AGAAAGAACAAAUCAUCCAUUGUUUAAACCCCAGAUUUACGUUUCUAGAACGCCAGUUUUCCACGCAGAAGAAAAUCCCGCUUUUGUCCGAUCGGAAACAGCUUGUUGACAAAGUCGUGUCUGUAUGCACAGCAACCAAAGAGAGCCCAGCAGCUCCCUCCGAGGAUGUUUUCCUUCCAAAUCUCGUGCCACCACCUGUUCCCUUUCCUCUGAUACCGCCUGGUGGAGUACAGUUACCCUUGACCCGCCACAACUUUCGUAAAUCGACCUGCAGUACGUGAGAUGACAGUCGCUGGGAAUUCAAAUAAUAAAAAAAGGCCUACAGCCUGACCUUUAUGGCGGCGGUGUUUUUUUUUUUUUUUUUUUGAAUAACAUUCAUUCACAGCCAUGAUGCAUGAAGCCAAACGCCAAUGAGGUCAGCCCAGAUUUUGGACUCGCGUCCUGUGUAUUGCUGCGCGUCAGCCAGCGUGCGAGACUCGGGUUUUCUUUCCAUUGCGCCGGCAGAAAACGUAACACCAGCCUGAACAAGUUCACAGACACACACACAGGCCCUGUAUCCUAUCCCAGUGCAGCUUCGUGUUCACACCGUCUGUACCUUCUCGCCAACACAACCCUUUCUUCGGUUUACGGUUGGAGUAAACUUUUGUGGCCGCUUGCAUAGAUAUACAUACCGUCUACUCACGUUCGCUCGGAAUCUGUCGAGCUGUGACGACGAGGUGAUGAUGGGGGAGUAAGAGGAUUCAGGCCACUGGUGGUGUGAAGGAGUUUAACUUUCCUGGAACGAGGAUGUAGAGGAGAGAUUUACAGAGUCUGGAAUUGGUAAGAGUCUGAAUGGUGCAAGCUGCUCAAGAAAGACCAGCCAGCAAGCAGGCAGGUGGGCGAGCGGGUGUCGGGGACAGCGCCGUGUCCCAUGCCUACACCAUGGUCACCCAGAUGUACACCGUGAACGCCGGCAUGCCCAAACAGAAGGCCCCCAGUUUAUUUGGCUUUCCGGGUCUGACACUCUCGCCGAUCCCGGAGAGUCCCGAGACCGAUUCCCUCCUCAACCACAAGGAACGCAAGGUACCCGAGCAGGAGAACACCAUGUGGCUGGAAUCAGAGACCUCCAGCCAGCUUGACGAUCGGAUGCCCAGCAAAACGCGAAAAGAUUCGUUGACACCCCCGCAGACACCAUCGGCGUGUGCCGUCAACGUCCACGUGGUGCAGGCGACUUUCUUCUCCAAGGACGCUCCUAUGACAUCCCAACAGCGCCGUGCACAUCUCUGCAAACUUUCGCUGUUCGCCUUGUGCGGUUUCGUGUUCGUGGCGGGAAUCAUCUUGUGGAUCCUUGUCCCAACCUUCACCUAAGUGCUGCCCACUUCCCAGUGAACAUCAUCGUGUAGAACUUGAGGACCUCAAAUCUUCGAUGGACGCUGCAGCUUGUAUGGAACAAACUACUGGCUUCUUGUCACUCAGUUCAUGCUGUGCACGAUACCAACCAGAAAAGCUGCAGCAAUCGUGCUUACAUCCUUCACGCCUCGAAAGAUGAACUCGGGGAAAGAAGGAAGAAUUCUUACCCACCUAUUACGGAGGUCUGUGCAUCCUACUGGCUGCAGGCACCAUAUAACCCAGGAUUAAUUAUCUUACACUUAAAAAAACUGUCGUCGGUUGACUUGUUGUGUAUAUAUUUUUUGCGUUAUUUAAAACUAAAAAUCAAGAGUUUAAACGGACAGGUUAGACGUUUCUUCCAGGUGUGUUGACGUCGUUACUAGUCCUUCCCCAUCUUCCAACUGUCACCUCAACUGUUCGUCGUGCCACAAAUCCUGUCACACACUGUGUGGGUGGAGGGGGAGGAGGAAAACUGUAAGAGCACACCCAACAUUUUUCGCAGUUUAAAAGCAUACAGCUGAAGUACUAUUCCUUGUAACGGGGAAUGGGAUCUAUAGAUAAUGAUGUAUUUCCGAGUAUUCUAACGACCAGAACACGCUUCUUCCAUCGCCUCACCCGAACCAGCCGUCGGCUUUCUGCGUGUUAUUCAUUAUGGUGGUGAAAAAAACAAACAAAAAAAAACCGCUUCCUUUAAACCCUUUCAGAUUGAGAAUCUCUGAGAAGAGACAGCAAGUGCAAGUCGAUUUCGAUGGUGGACUGGGAGUGGAACAUAUUAGUGCUAGUCGUUCAGAAAAUGUAAAUUUACUGUUCACACAGUGACGAAAGCACAGUCGGCGUUUUUACUAUUUUUUUUUGUCGUUCUUUCAACGCCUCCACAGUCCUUCCUUCUUGAUGUACUGACACUUAUUCGACCUGCUUUAAGCAAGAUGUUUACUAGGAUGUACUGCCGAUGGCUGGAUCCCAACAUUAAUGCAGUAUCUGCACCUGUAGCCCUGUGUUCAUCCUUUGCCGUCUGAGUUAUGCACUUUACUGUAAAGGGAGGGGUGGAAGCCUUAAAAGCCUGGAAUUCGUACAAAUAAUAAAAUCUCCACAGAGAUCGACAAGAACUACGUGUAUAUGUGACUACCUAUCGCAGUCAUCAUCCCCCCAUUGUUUUUACCUUCAUGGUCAUAAUUUUUUUUUCGUUUGCAUUGCUAUAACCAGUAUAAGGAGGCCUUUUGUGUACAAGAGUGUCUAUACCUAUGUGAAUGGAGUAGCACUUCUGUACUUGGAUUUCGAAAGCGCCUAUUCGUGAAUCGUAAGUGUAGAGUACUGUAGUAUACUGAAGCUUCAAGCCUUUUAUGUUGUGCAAAUAGCCCGUUAUACAUGUACAAUAAAAUAUAAGCUGUGAUCUCAUGAGGAAAAAUACUGUGAAUAAGCUGUGGUGUGAUACAUGUGUUUCUUUUUAAGCUUUAAAGUUGAAGAUAAAAAUUUGAUAAACAUUAAAAAAAA